This is a messenger RNA of Lingula anatina, 2409 nucleotides long. Its product is annotated as ER membrane protein complex subunit 4. The record is from RefSeq and is a predicted model, not a curated record. NCBI's taxonomy places the organism in Eukaryota, Metazoa, Brachiopoda, Lingulata, Lingulida, Lingulidae.
AACUACGCAUGCGUGAUAAUUUUUAUAUUUCCGGUGAAACAUCAUGGCAUCGCCAGCUGGAAGAGGUCCUAAAACGCGAAAAUGGCAAAUAGAUUUUUGUCACAGAACUAAAAGUGAUAAAGCAGCUGUGAAUCUAGUAUCCCCUCCUGGGUACUCUCCAGAAUCAGGAAAAGCUCUCAUUGGGAAAGAGAGAAAGGAAGGAGAUGAAGCUCUCAUAAUGAAGAGGUCUUGGGACAUAGCACUUGGCCCCAUCAAACAGAUUCCCAUGAACUUGUUUAUCAUGUGGAUGGCUGGCAAUACUAUCUCUAUAUUUCCUAUCAUGAUGGUGGGGAUGUCUUUAUUUAGGCCGAUCCAGGCAAUGAUUGCUUAUCAGUCAGCUUUCAGAAUGAUAGAAGGAGGCCAAGCUUUGUUUCAAAAAUUUGUUUGGAUUCUUGGAAACUUUUUAAUCUUGCUGCUUGCAAUGUAUAAAUGUCAUGGGAUGGGCCUAUUACCAACACAUGCAUCUGACUGGCUGGCUUUUGUAGAAACACCAAAAAGAUUGGAGUGGUCAGGAGGUGGCUUAGGACUAUAACCUGACCCCAGCAGAUGCUUAAAGAACAAUUAUUCCUGAAUGUAUGUAAACAAGACGUGAAACAGUAUAUGCUUGCUUCUUUUGUUGAAAGGGGAGCUGAAGUAAUGGUGUACUUCAAAUAUUUAUCCAAUACGACAAAUGGAGAUUUGAAAGCAGUUUUGUCUGCCGAUGGUAAAGGAAGUGUGCAUACAUUGAUGAUAGUUGACCGUUUUCAGUAUGAUUCUUCUUUGUUGGCUGUCUGGUUAAGCCAAGCUGGUCAUAACCAGCAGAUAUCUAGUACAAUUAGUACUUCUUUUUUCUCUAAAAUUCUAUGAUGCUGGAUUGCAAGCAGGAUUACCUCUCGUGGCUUUGACCUUCUACUUGAAUCGGUCAACCUACAGAGAAAUGUAAUACAACAAGAAGGGCUGACAUAUCUUCAUUGUAAAUUCACUAUAAAGUCUGAACUUUAAAAGGGCAAAGGAAGGUCCAUUCCAAUAAGCCAAAAUAUAUGACACAAGUGAAGGACAGCAGGUAACAAUGAAAAUGGCAUGUUUUAACCCAGAAGUGUGGUGUAGAAAGCAGCUGGGAUAAGAAAAAGUGGAGAUUACAAAUAUGGAAAUAUUGAUCCGUGUUAAUGAAAAAUGAAGGUUGUAAAACUAGAAAUGUGGAUCAAUACCGAAGCGUUGACUUGACUAUGUGUUAUAAUAAACUAAGGAUGUGACUACUGUAGGAACUUCAGCAGUGAGUAUCUAAGUGCUUGACUGAGUUUGACACAACUAGUGUCAAGUAUGUGGAUUCCACAUGGAUUUUCAGCCACAUUUUUACUUAAAACCAUACAAUGAGAGGAUAGUCAGUAAUUUAUUCUAAGCGUGAUCAAAAAUGAUGUUUCAACCUACAAGCUUUGGUGCAAUAUACUCAGAAAAUACAUUAAAUGAUUUGAUAAAAAUGCUGUUAAAGACCAUCAUGUUGUUCAUCAUUGUAAAAGAAUAACUAAACCGUGAGCCACAUUUGACCAGUGUAUUGCGGAACUGAGUAAGUCAGACUACAUGUAAAUAAAAUAUGGUGCAAAUACAAUUUAUAAGAAAUCUUUUUCAUAAAUAACGAUAAUAUCACCCAAUGAAAUCAAAUAUCUUAAUGUGUGCUUUUCUUUUUCAAUAUACUAGUACAAUGGUGCUUAUAUAGAAUGCAGCUGCAAACAUCUUUACAAGAUCAGUGCAUAGAUUGCUCCUUGGAAAAAAAAAAGUAAGCGGCAGAUUAGGUUACCUUCUACCAGGGCCACAGAUUGAUUUUUUCACUAGAUAUUCAUACAUGUGCCUUUGUCUAUGUCAUGAUGCAAUUCUCAGCUGUCUCAGGAGGUGAACAUAACAGAACAUAAAACUGCAAAUAAGAAGCAAUAGACACGUGUCUAGUGGCCCUCGUAGAGGGUAAGAAAGGGGAUGUUUACCUUAUAAGUUGUUAAUUACUGAAAGACAACAUAAAAAUGGCAGGUAAAUUCAAAUUUUGUGAAAGGAAGUGUUACCUGAACCAGGUGCUGUUUAAACUUAAAACUGUGUCAAAGGUCAUGACCGGAAAGAACAGGUGUGUUAUCUAUAAAAUAAGUGGAAUAAGUGGUAGAUAGCAUGUAAUCAAUUUCUCUAUCACCAAGGAGCAGUGGCAUGAGAACAGAGCACCUAUCAACUUUGCUGAAAGGAUGUGGUUGCGUAAAUUAAAGACAGAAUUUAUUUAUAUUUGUUUUGUAAAGUAAUAAUAAACAGCUUUGUGUUUGACAACCCAAAAGAAUUAUAGAUAGUAAAUAUGCCUUUACAACAUGUUAAUUUUAUAAGUAUCUUUAAAACAAUAAACUUUGCAUCAUGCUCAUA